This is a messenger RNA of Fragaria vesca subsp. vesca, 1348 nucleotides long. Its product is annotated as homeobox protein knotted-1-like 3-like. The transcript is spliced from 6 exons. Gene Ontology annotation, biological process: regulation of DNA-templated transcription. NCBI's taxonomy places the organism in Eukaryota, Viridiplantae, Streptophyta, Magnoliopsida, Rosales, Rosaceae. Gene Ontology annotation, cellular component: nucleus. Bases 89 to 1063 code for a protein of 324 amino acids. Gene Ontology annotation, molecular function: DNA binding. The record is from RefSeq and is a predicted model, not a curated record.
CCCAAAAAAGAGCUUUGCGUUUUCCUCAAGAACUAGAAAAAGCGCUUCUCUUUUCAGCUGAAACACAAAACCCCUCAAAGUCUCAAACAUGGCUUUCCACCACCACCACCAAACCCCUCACGAAAUGGCCUUCCACGGCUCCUUCCCGGACACCCAACAACCCCCUCAGCUCGCCCCCACGUGGCUCAACGCGCCGCCGUUCCGCUCCUCGCCGUCCGGGAAAAGCGGCGAGGAGGACGGCGAGGAUGAGAUGGAGGGCGAGAGCGGGAGGUUCAAAGCCGACAUAGUGGGACACCCUCUGUACGAACAGUUGGUCUCCGCACACGUGUCGUGCCUGAGGAUCGCCACGCCGGUCGACCAGCUGCCGAAGAUCGACGAGCAGCUCGUGCAGUCGCAGCGCGUGGUGGACAAGUACUCGGCGAUGAGAGCCAACGGCGAGUUCGGAGUCCUGGAUGAGAAAGAACUUGACAUGUUCAUGACAAACUAUGUUCUGUUGCUGUGUUCCUUCAAAGAACAACUGCAGCAACAUGUUCGAGUUCAUGCCAUGGAAGCAGUCAUGGCUUGUUGGGAGCUUGAGCAAUCUCUACAAAGCUUGACAGGUGUGUCAACGGCUGAGGGCACAGGGGCUACAAUGUCUGAUGAUGAUGAACAAUUCGACGGUGACAUUAGCUCAUAUGAUGCAAGUUUAGAUGGACAUGACACCAUGGGAUUUGGUCCUCUCAUGCCAACUGAAAGUGAGAGGUCUCUGAUGGAGCGUGUAAGGCAAGAAUUGAAGCAUGAACUGAAACAGGGCUACAAGGAAAAGAUUGUUGACAUUCGAGAGGAAAUUCUGCGUAAGAGAAGAGCAGGGAAACUUCCUGGUGACACCACUUCUGUGUUGAAAGCUUGGUGGCAAACACAUUCCAAAUGGCCUUACCCAACUGAGGAAGACAAAGCGAGGCUGGUGCAGGAAACAGGGUUGCAAUUGAAGCAGAUCAAUAACUGGUUCAUCAAUCAAAGAAAAAGGAAUUGGCACAGCAACCUCUCCACAACUUCUGUUUUGAAGAGCAAGCGCAAGAGGUGAUGGCAACAGUCAACGACUCAAGUAACCGACACUUUUAACUAAUGGAAAGAUGGAAUUCUAGCAUCAGAAAUGGGCUCAUAUUUAGUUUUAAGUUUAUUUCUAGUACAGUAAAACGUUAGACCAGUCUAUGGUGCUGCCGCCUCAUGCCCUCAAUCACUUCCGAGUCUGGCACCAUUCUAAUACCACCACCAUCUCAUCAAAUGUUUAAGUAUGUAACAGGAAGUUCAGGAACAAACUCAAAGGAGGCUGUCUUUGGGUCUAGAUAGAGUUUUUGACUUUUUGUAA